GUUGAGUUGUCGUCCAUUUUGUCGUCGUCUUCUUCCAGCCAGCCGCUCACAAACACGUCACAACAAGCCACAAGGAGAAAAGACGACGCGCUGUCGCCAUGUCCGGCGGAGAGAAGAGAGCGAGGGAGGAGGUGGAGGCGUUGCUGGCGCAGACGAAGCUGAAGGAUGGGGUGAAGGACAAGAUCAGGGCCAUCGCCAACAACACGUGUGGGGAUAGAAUACACUUCUUCAAUGCUGGCCUCGGCGCCAUUGGGGCGCGUGCGGUGGCCGAGGCGCUCAAGGACAACACCUGCCUCAAAGCACUCAGCCUGCGAUGGAAUUCCAUCGGCGAUGAGGGCGCGGCGUUGGCGGAGAUGCUGAAGCACAACACGACCCUCGAAGAACUCAGCCUGGGAGGCAACCGCAUCGGUCCUGAGGGCGCUGUGGCGUUGGCGGAGAUGCUGAAGCACAACACGACCCUCACAGCACUCGACUUGUAUAACAACUCCAUCACCCCGGUUGGCGGUGCGGCCCUGGGUGCCGCACUGGACCAAAACCGCACGCUGUCUCGGCUUGAGAUCAACAAGAACUCCACCGCCACCGCCCGCGCCUUUGGUGCCGCGCUGCCCGUCGACCGAAAACUCGACACAGAUUGGGCGUACGACGAUGAGGGCAAGGCCGCCUUUAACGAAGCACGCGAGGAGAAGAAGCGGCAGCAUGAGCAACUGUUUGCCGCCUGCAGGGAUGGCGACGCUUCCGUUGUCACCUCCCUCAUGGAGCAGGACAAUGCAGACAUCAACCAACAGGACAAGCGGGGCGACACGCCGCUGCACGUUGCCUGCAGGCACAACCAGCCCGCCGUCGUGGAGCUGCUCCUGAAGAAGGGCGCAGACACUGCCGUCAAGAACAUCAGGGGUGGAACACCAUUCAUGGUGGCGCAGAAACGCAAUUUCCACGCCAUCACCAGUAUCCCAGGGCUCGACCCAGACAGCAAACCCCAGCAACAACCACAGCAACAACAGCAACAACCAAAGCAAGAGCAGCAGCAGGCGGACAUGACAGCUUCAGACACACCAGAUACAGAGCAUGUACGUGCACAGGAAACCCAUUGUCGUUUGCACUGCUGUACCACUUCAGACUUUUUUUCACCUUGGGUAAGCCGUUCACAAGCAGCAGCACUUCACGCUCGGCGCACCACCGAUGACAUGAGAGUCACCGUCCACACCAUGGAAGUGUGCGACUGGAAGGAGAGCGACCAGAGCACGUCCGAGUUCAUCCGCAGUCUCGUUGGCACGGCGAUGGCACGCGAGGCCGGCGUGGACGAGGAGCUGAAGCGCGCGUCAGCAAAGGCACGGGCGCAGCACGCCACCCGUGUUACCGAGCAACAGCACGAGGAGGCCAAGAAGCAGGCCAAGAAGCAGGCCAGGACGGAUGACAAGAAGCAGUGCAAGAAGGACCGUCGCACAACCACAACUUCCGCUCCAUCAUCCGACAAGGCGUCCACCGCAGCCGUGCCUGCACCUGCUGCAGGUCGUGAUGCCUCCAAAGCAACGCCUGCAGCAAAGGAGCAGCACCCAGCUUCCAGCCACGCCGACGUUGGUGACGACAAUGCUGACGUCGUUGCCGUGACCACACCAUCCGUUUCGAAGGAGGAGGUGGAGAAGGCAAUCAAGGACAUGGACUUUGAUGCGACAAUUGGCGAAGGCAAGAUGCAGGUCUCCUUCAAGAUCUUUGACCUGGGCGGUCAGUCCACCUUCUACAUCUUCCACCCUUUCUUCCUCACAGAGUACGCGGUGUACCUGCUGGUGUUCUCGAUGGAGGACCUGCUGCACCAAGACGAGAGCAAGCGGACAGAGGCGUGGGAGUUUAUGGAGCACUGGUUGUCUUCUCUCCACCUCCAUGCAAAAGGCGCGCCCGUCCUCAUCGUCGGCACCUUCGCUGAUGUGGUCAGUCAGCGGAAGCAACAUGAGCAGAUCUCGCGUGACAUCCACAGCCGCCUGCGCCACAACCCGGCCUUCGCUUCUGUUGUGUACAACAGCAAGCACAAGCUGUGGUUCUGGCCCGUCGACAACACCAAGUCCAUCGGCGACCCCAUGAUCCAGGACCUGCGCCAGACCAUCUCCUCCACAGCCUUAGCGCAGGAGUACGUGAGCCAGGAGGUCGCUGUACCCUACCUCCACCUCUACGACAAGCUCAACGCCAUUGCCCGCGACGAGAAACGGCCGCUGCUCACGUUUGACGAGGUGGUCCAGAUUGCGCGCACCUGUGGGCUGCGCACACGUGAGGAGACGAGAGCCUGCCUCCAGUUCCUGCACUUGUACUCCAUGGUGCUCUACUACGACAGUGUGCCAGGCAUGGAGGCCUAUGUGAUCCUGAGCCCGCAGUGGGCGGUGGACACGAUGACGCGCGUUAUCCGCACGUUUGGCCUGCACGACGACGAUGUGCAGGGGCCGGAGGUGCGGGCACUUGGCGCCAGCGUGUGGGACGACCUUGUCGACCGCGGCAUCCUGCACCGUCGUCUGCUGGAGGUGUUGUGGAGAGACGUGGACAGCAACUUGGUUGACCCGUUCCUGCGCCUCAUGAUGCAAUAUGGGCUGUGCAUUGAGUAUGCAUCACCCAAGCUGGUGGACAGCCGCAGAGCGCUCGCCCGCACCAACUCCGGCCACGGUGACAACGAUGGUGUGAGCAAGGGCAAUGACGCACACCAACGCCAGCAGCACCAGCAGCAGCAAUACCUGGUCCCAGCCAUCCUGCCGAUGACGAUCCGCCACAGCAGCAGCACGAUGGAAUCUGUCACUCUGAGCACGACAGCAGCACAGCAGGUCAAUCCAUAUCUUGGGUUUGAGGAGAAGACGGCGUAUGUCACCUUUCGCCUGAAGCAGUUCAAGACAGAGGCGAGCGUGCGUGUUGAAGACGCACAGCAUGCGUCUUUCCUGCCAGAGGGCCUGUUUACGGUGGUGUUAGCGCAUGUGAUGACGCAUGCACAGCACGGCGCAUCGCAGCAGCCCAAGCUGAGUCGCACCCACGCCAUCUGCUUCAUGGAGUCGACCAAGCUUGAGUUGCAGCUUGUGCCGGCUGUUGGCGGCAUCAAGAUGAAGAUCACGAGUGCGCAGCCACGCGCCAUGCUGCAUAUGCUGCACAAGAUGAUUAGCGAGGCCGCCAGAGAGCGCUAUCCCGAGCUGAAGAGCAGCCUGUUGUUGCCGUACGACGACAAGACGCUGCUGUUCUUCGAGGAUGUGCUGCACCACCACAAGAGCAAGCAGGACAUGUGGGUGGACGAGCAGCUGCUGCCGCCCGAUGACCUUGUCGCCAAGUAUGGCCCUCUCUUGCCCGUACUCGGCCUGCAGGACAAGUACGACGUCUUCAUCAGCUACAGGCAACGCGCCAGCAGUGGGCUGGUGAUGGCGCUGCAUCCGCGCUUGGAGCAGCGCAACCUGGUGGCGUUCCUGGACGCCAACAACCUGGAGACGGGCCUCAACUUCAAGUUGUCGUUCAUGACGGCGAUUGGGCUGAGUCUGGUGGCGUGCCCCAUCGCGUCUGCUGCCACCAUCAUGCAGAUGAGGCAGCUGCAGCACAGCGACUACUGCGACAACGUGCUGCUGGAGUGGAUGACGAUGCUGGCGCUGCACGAGUUCCAGCGGGCGCACGAAGAAGACGAGGAGCAGCAACACGCCAAGAUCCGCCUUCGCCGUGUCGUGCCCGUGAUUGUUGGCAGCGCGUGGCACAAUGUGAACGAUAGCAGCAGCAUGAGCAGGGCCGAGGUGAGCGAGUACGACUCGUUUGACCGCCUGAAGCGGCUGGCGAUGACGUUGCCAGAUGUUGUAAGCAAGGAGACAGCCGUAGCGCUGGACCAGUAUUUCACGCAGGUGCUACACUUGCCACCGCCACAGCAGCACAAGAGUGUACGUGAGACUGUGUUGUCACUGUUUGACAUUGACGCGGUGGUUGCUUUGAAUGCUGUUGUGGACCGCACGUCACAGCUGCGCGACAUUGCAGAGAAGGUGCGCCAGGUUGCCGUCUCUGCCAGAAGCGACGAACAAACAACGCAGGAAGCAGGCACAGCACGUCGAUCCACGCAGCAGUCCUCCUUGUCGCUCUCGUCCACCACCGCGACAACUCCUGCUCCACCGCCACCCGCCACCCCAUCUUCCUCCUCGUCCUCCUCAUUGCCAUUUGAGCCAGAUCUCGUUCAAUGGCUCAACCGCCACUCGCUGCUGCCGCACGUCGAGUCCGCCCUGGUGGAGCACGGCAUCGACUGCCUGGAGGUGCUAGUCGUGUCUGUUCAUGAGGAUUUGCUCACGAUGCAAAUGUUGAAAGGUGCGGGUGUGAGAGUGGGCCACGCAGUCAAGCUGGUGCGAGAGGCAAUGAAGUGUUAUGUGGACGCAAGCUCAGCGUAUUAGCUCUUGGCCACUUGCCUCGUGGCACGCCCUUUCUUCUCUUUCACCACCGUCCAUUUUGUGGCUUCUAUUCUCUCCUCCAGUCCUGUCACCGUGGUGCAGUUGUUACAUUUCGUCCAUCACCCACUGUUCUGUUACACGCACGCCAGUUGUGGUUUCCUUCCUUGACGCUCGCUUGUGUUCCACUGCUCUGUGCUACUGCUGCUGCUGCUGCUGCUGCUGCUGCUGUUGUUGUUGUUGUUGUUGUUCUUCUUGUU
Messenger RNA from Salpingoeca rosetta, 4633 nucleotides. RefSeq lists its product as uncharacterized. Bases 99 to 4379 code for a protein of 1426 amino acids. NCBI's taxonomy places the organism in Eukaryota, Choanoflagellata, Craspedida, Salpingoecidae. Gene Ontology annotation, molecular function: GTPase activator activity; small GTPase binding. The transcript is spliced from 14 exons. Gene Ontology annotation, cellular component: perinuclear region of cytoplasm; cytosol; nucleus. Gene Ontology annotation, biological process: nucleocytoplasmic transport; activation of GTPase activity. The record is from RefSeq and is a predicted model, not a curated record.